AUGGAAGAUCGUAUAAUUCGAAGGCGAUUUUUUAUUCACUUUUUUUUAAAGGUCGUUUUAUGUAACCUCUUCAGUUUGAGGAAGGAAAUUUUUUUUUUCUUUUUCUACCUUCUCUUUCCCUUUUCCAUUUCUUCUCUCUUUUUUCACCUUCUCUCCUGUUCCUUCCCUGUUUUGAAGUUUUCAGUUUUAUUCACUUCGCCUUUCUUUUUAUUUUUUUUCUUUCUCUUUUUUCUUUUUCUUUAUCGUCGCCUCCCUCUGUUUGUCUUUUCUCUCUCUUUUUAUGCCAUCUCCUCAUCCUCUUUUCUUUCUCCUUCUUCUUCUUCUUCUUCUUCUUCUUCUUCUUCUUCUUUUUCAUUCUUCCUUCUUAUAAAUUCCCUUCUUUCUUCAUCAAUAGUUUGUCUUUCCUUUUUACUCUUAUUCUUCUUCAUUCUUCUACUUUUUUCUACUUCUUUCACUUUCUUCCUUUACCCUCCAUCUUCCUUCUUCUUCCUUUACCCUCCGUCUUCCUUCUUUUUCUUUCUUUCUUUCUCUUCUUCCUUUUUCUUCUUCCUCCUUCUUCUUUUUCCUUCUUCUUCGUUCUUCUUUCUUCUUCUUUCUUCUUCUUCUUCUUUCUUCCUCUUCGUCCUCCUUCUUCUUUUUACUUCUUCUUUCUUCUGCUUCCUUUUUCAUUCUUCCUUCUUUCUCUUCUUCUUCUUCCUCCUCCUCCUACCUUUUUCUUCUUCCUCACCCUUCUUUCUUCUUCCUCCUUCUUUUUCCUUUUUCUUCUUUCUUCUUCCUUUUUCAUUCUUUUUUCUUUCUCUUUUUCUUCUUCCUCCUCCUCCUUUCUUUUUCUUCUUCCUCCCUCUUCUUUCUUCUUCCUCCUCCUUCUUUCUUCUUCUUCCUUCACCUUUAUCUCCUCUUUCUUUUUUUCCUUUCUUCUUUUUACUCCUUCCUUCUUCCAAAUUCUCGCUUCCUCUCUUUACUUACUUUUCUUUCUUUUGA
Acanthosepion pharaonis is the source of this 981-nucleotide messenger RNA. The record is from the annotation of a GenBank genome assembly. Lineage: Eukaryota; Metazoa; Mollusca; Cephalopoda; Sepiida; Sepiidae.